Lathyrus oleraceus (garden pea) is the source of this 717-nucleotide messenger RNA. RefSeq names its product protein NONRESPONDING TO OXYLIPINS 2, mitochondrial. The record is from RefSeq and is a predicted model, not a curated record. The transcript has 3 exons. Lineage: Eukaryota; Viridiplantae; Streptophyta; Magnoliopsida; Fabales; Fabaceae. Bases 140 to 412 code for a protein of 90 amino acids.
AGUCAAGUCUAAUAUGGGCUUGACCUAAACCCUGUUACCCAAUCUAGGGUUUGGCUUCUUCUUCGUUCGUGUUGUCUGAACGUAGUUUCAAGUUCCUUGCAAUUUCACAGUAAGCGCGAAACAAACCAAAAUCAAAGAAAUGGCGUGGCGAAGCGGAUCUCUCUCGAGGUCUAUUUUCUCCGCCGCGAGAACAAUUCCGACUCGUUCCUCUCUUCAAAAUUCUUCUGCGUCUUCAAUUCGUUCUCAUCUUCUCCACCCUCGUCGCCCCCAUGCCACUCUCCCGAGGAGCUUGGGAAUUCUCGGUUGCACGCAGUCGUUGAUGCCGCUGUAUAACGCAGACGCCGCCGCUCGUCUCACUUCUCACAUUUCUGUUGAUUUUCGUGCUUGCUGCGAAUUGUCUCAGGGUACUUGAAUUGAUUUGACAAUUAGCACUAGUUGCGCCUACAUGUAUGGUUGGAUCUAAAAGGAUGGCUAAUGCUGUGAAGCACAAAGCUUGUUGGUUCAUAUCUUUUACUUGAUUAAUCCCUUUUAUCAUUUUAGUUAAAAUUAAAUAAGUAUAUCUAUCUAUUCUUCUAUAAAGAUUUAGGAAACUUUUCAAGCUAAUUGAAGGAUAUUGUAAUACUUUGCUAUGCUGUGUAUCAUCAGACAAUAAUAACAUUGUUCAGAGACCAAGGUUAAAUUGAAAUUUAUUGAAUGUAUAGAUAGAUAUUUAUAGUC